AUGGGUGGUCAGGUUUCCAAGAUUAUGGGGAAGAUUUUUGGUACGAAGGAGAUGCGGAUUUUGAUGCUGGGUUUGGAUGCUGCUGGAAAGACCACAAUCCUCUACAAAUUGAAGCUCACCAAUCAGGACGUCACCACUAUCCCUACCGUCGGUUUCAACGUUGAAAGCGUCACCUAUAAGAAUGUGAAGUUCAAUGUCUGGGAUGUUGGUGGACAGGACAAGAUCAGACCCCUCUGGAGACACUACUAUUCUGGUACACAAGGUUUGAUCUUCGUUGUGGACUCCAGCGACACUGCUCGUUUGGAGGAGGCUCGCUCCGAGCUUCACAAGAUUAUCAACGAUCGCGAAAUGAAGGAUGCUCUCUUGCUGGUCUUUGCCAAUAAGCAGGAUGUUCAAGGCCACAUGAGUCCCGAGGAAGUUACUCAAGCGCUACAGCUCACCAAGUUGAAGGAUAAGCUGUGGUACGUUGCUCCAAGUGUCGCAACGGAGGGAACUGGUAUCUUCGAGGGCCUGGCAUGGCUCUCCAACAACGUGAAGACGCAACCCCAGAAAUAA
Aspergillus niger is the source of this 555-nucleotide messenger RNA. RefSeq lists its product as uncharacterized. Gene Ontology annotation, biological process: intracellular protein transport; vesicle-mediated transport. The record is from RefSeq and is a predicted model, not a curated record. The transcript is spliced from 5 exons. Lineage: Eukaryota; Fungi; Ascomycota; Eurotiomycetes; Eurotiales; Aspergillaceae. Gene Ontology annotation, molecular function: GTPase activity; GTP binding. Gene Ontology annotation, cellular component: cytoplasm. The coding region runs from base 1 to 555 and encodes 184 amino acids.